Ciona intestinalis (vase tunicate) is the source of this 1972-nucleotide messenger RNA. The record is from RefSeq and is a predicted model, not a curated record. Lineage: Eukaryota; Metazoa; Chordata; Ascidiacea; Phlebobranchia; Cionidae.
ACGGCCCGUAUGUAACGAAGUGUAUUGUGUUUCAACAGAUCCGUGCUUUGAAUUUAGAUAUAAAAGCGAUGGAUUCUUAAUUAUUAAAUAUGUUGUUAUCUCUCUCUUUGACGUUCACGUUAUUAUUCUGCUAUUGGACCGGUACCAUGUAUUAUAUAGAAGGGUCGGUCACUUACAAAUAUUACAAGGAGACACUUGACUUGGUUGGGUUGCGGCCAAACCCUGCCAUUGUACCACAGCAACGAGAUGCGAGGAUAUAUAGAGUAACAAGAGACGUGGGACAGGACACGGGGAACUUGAGCGAAUCGUACGGAGGAGCUAGUUCAAAUUUUAGCGGGAAAUCUCAACAAUUAAACUUGUUGCCAAUUGCAUUCAACGUCACAAUGAACAUCACCAGCACCCACGAUCCGAGUGACAGAAUGGUGACUGACGUCACAGCAACAACUGAAGAUCACCACGAAGACGAAGAAAACCCGUUCGCCCAGAGCCCAUACGCGAUAUUCGGUUGGUCAGUGGUGUAUGGGUUACUAGUCGUUGUAGCUUUGGUGGGAAAUCUUGGGAUCUGCUGGAUCGUCAUCAGGAACAAACGAAUGCAAACCGUCACCAACUUCUUCCUCGCCAGCACUGCGUUUGCGGACUCAAACGUGAUCGGUUUCAACACCGUUUUUAACUUCACGUAUGCUUUGAACAACGAUUGGUAUUUCGGGAAGGCGUUUUGUCAUUUUAUCAACUUUGUGCCGAUCGGGGCGGUCCUUGCUAGCAUCCUUUCUAUCACUGUUAUCAGUUUGGAUCGCUUCGUCGUCAUCAUGUACCCGCUACGUAGGAGGACAUCUCGGAAGACUGCCAAGAUGACGAUCGCUGGCAUCUGGUUGUUUUCGUUGGGUGUGGCUUUCCCUCAAUGUUUCUUCGCCACAAUAACAACGGAGGAAAGUGGGACAAGAACAACAUGCAGCAUACAGUGGCCAGAUGGUGUUUCGGGGCGUAUGCGGUUGGGGUACCAACUUUCGUUCAUGGUCAUCUCAUACUUUCUACCCUUGAUAAUAUUAGCGGUCAGCUACGUUGCCAUGGCGCUUCGUCUGUGUGGAAGCAACAACCAAGUCGGCCACCAAAACGAGACUCAACUGCGCCGUAUAGCGAAUAACAAAAAGGCUGUUCGUAUGAUGAUGUUGGUCGUUGUUGUAUUCGCAAUAUGUUGGUGUCCUUACCACUUGUUCUUCCUCGCUGAUUAUAUAGUCAGUGAUAGCUAUCAUUGGGAGAAAAUACAACAAGUUUAUCUCGCCGUAUUCUGGGUUGCAAUGAGUAGUUCCAUGUACAACCCGUUCAUAUAUUGCUGGAACAACAGUCGAUUUCGCGAAGAGUUUAAACGACUUUGUUGUUGUUUUAAACUUGCUCAUCAACCUAAGUUAAACAUGGGUUUAAGGAAUCGUUCCGUGAAUUAUUCCACUGCGGUGGCGCCAGAGGUCACCGUUCAUUUGCAUUUCGACUCCGACAGAGAAGCAGAGGGGCAUGAGAGACCAUCCACGGCUCAAACCCUGUUAUGAUAGCGCCAGCAAGCGUUGGUUUUGCAUUUGUAGGGGGGAGGAAAAACGUCACCGAGUGGAGAUGUUAUUUCUAUGCUUGUCGUUGCACGCGUGUAGUUUAAACUUUUUUUAAAAUGUUCCGAAAUACCAAAACAGUUCGCAAUGUUUAUAUUAUUUCUAUGAGAUGAGAUUCCUGAAAGCUUUUUUUCAGUGAAAUUCACGCAAAGCGCUGUGGGGUAAGAUGGAUACCGUUGGAAGAUAAUGUGUCAUAUUUCCCAAUCGUCUUUUAAACAAUUAACAACGCUCGUUUCGUAAAAUAUAUAAUUUUGUAAAUAGUUUUGUUUUCUAUCAAAUGGACGAUAAUAGAAAAUAAAAAAUGGACCAUCUUACCCCGUUCUACUGUAAAUUGUGAGAAUAACGAGAAAUAAGAAAUAAAUAUUGGGCGAGGUGAA